This is a messenger RNA of Desarmillaria tabescens, 768 nucleotides long. RefSeq lists its product as uncharacterized. Bases 1 to 768 code for a protein of 255 amino acids. The record is from RefSeq and is a predicted model, not a curated record. The transcript has 6 exons. NCBI's taxonomy places the organism in Eukaryota, Fungi, Basidiomycota, Agaricomycetes, Agaricales, Physalacriaceae.
AUGAAGGCAUGCAAUCGACUGGAUUAUUUUACGAAUAUUGAAAGGCGACUGUUGACCAAAACCAUCGAAAAAUUGCGCACCCACUCGGGUGUCGAUCGUGAACGUAGGACGCCUACAUCGCCAAUGUCAGGCAUGACCGUCUAUAACGGAUCUCAGUAUGGCUACGACAAUGUUACUCUCUGGACGCUUAGCUUUGAUUACUGGAGGCGGAAGUGGAAUAUAAGUUUCCUUGUCUUUAAUUUCGACGCGUUAAAAAAAGAGGACUCAGCAUCGCGAAAGUAUACAUCACCGGCCGAAGGUUGGACGUUCUGGAGAAAGCCGCCAUGUCUGUCACAGGGUGUGUUAGGAUCCAUUAUCCAAACUGACCCCUUUGAGCCGGAAACGGUACAGAACUGGGCAGAUAUGUUCGUGCUGAACACCAUCACGCCGUUCAUUGUCGUCCAGGCCUUUCAAUCACUCCUCAUCAAAGGAGCACAUUCCCGCCCACAGGGAACAUCGAGUGUCAGCAGCAUCAGUAGCAUAGCAGCAAAUAUACAGUCGUCGCCAGGUGGACUCUCGAUGGCCUACGCGCCAACGAAAGCUGCCUUGAACCAUCUCACUCGCAUUGGAACGAGUUUUGCUACUAGGGAUAUUCCCAUUUGUGUGAAUGCGAUCUCGCCUAGGCCAUUCGCGUCGCAAUUGAUGUCUCUCGAAUUCUUCGAGUCUCUCAAGACGUCGGUUAUGCUUGAGUUAGUGGCUCAGAUAUCUGCGAAGAGGCAUGAGAGAUGA